Messenger RNA from Carassius auratus (goldfish), 797 nucleotides. Its product is annotated as glycophorin-C-like. The transcript has 3 exons. The coding region runs from base 78 to 374 and encodes 98 amino acids. Gene Ontology annotation, cellular component: membrane; cortical cytoskeleton. The record is from RefSeq and is a predicted model, not a curated record. NCBI's taxonomy places the organism in Eukaryota, Metazoa, Chordata, Actinopteri, Cypriniformes, Cyprinidae.
UCUCAUCAUUCCUGAGAAGACUCUCCCACAGCUGUCCCCCUCAAUCUCACUGCCAAAUAUUCCUUCACACGUCUGUAAUGGCCAACUCCACAGAACGUAGCGUAACCCCCACUGAAAGCAAAUCUGACACAUCACCCAUAUCUAUUCAGGGACCAUACUUUGAAGCCAUAGUUGGAGUUGUCAUUGCUGUGGUGGUUCUGGUCCUGAUCCUCCUCCUGGCCGUCAUUCUGCGAUACCUGUACAAGCACAAGGGCACAUAUCAUACCAAUGAGGCCAAGGGCACAAAGUUCGCGGAGACAGCAGACGCUGCUCUGCGUGGAGACCCUGCCCUGCAGGACGCCAUGGAUGAGAGCAAGAAAGAGUAUUUCAUAUGAGACACAAUAGCUGGCCCUUUAUACACAUCGUAUAAUAAACUCCUACAGGCACACAUGAAGCCUCAAUCCUGUUUGCUGGAGCGGUGAAGUAACUGUUUUCUAACAGAAACAAACGUGUGAAAUGUCUUCUAUAUUUGAGAUUGUGUAUAUUUAUUUGUUCCUCAGAAAGAGGUAAUAUUGAGUACAGAUGAAAGAAUACGCCACACUCCUUGUAAAGCUGAGCGUCUGAACAAACAUCAGCUCAGGAGAAUGAGAUGCUAUUCAGAUGAAGGGAAGGAAAGUCUUUGAUCUCGUUAGACAGAAUGUGAAUGAUAGGGGAUAUAUGAAGACACUGAAAUCAACACUGUUACAAAACAAUAAUGUGAAAUUAAUUGGUCUCAUAUCUAUAUUCGAUAUACUAUAUAUGACAUAUGUGACCCUGGA